Cuscuta epithymum is the source of this 1627-nucleotide messenger RNA. Lineage: Eukaryota; Viridiplantae; Streptophyta; Magnoliopsida; Solanales; Convolvulaceae. The record is from the annotation of a GenBank genome assembly.
AUGGAAUCUAUAUAUAUAUAUAUAUUAAAAUGGAAAAGUGUGGGUGGAAGUUUGGGAGGGAAUUUGAGCGGGAUUGUGAAUUCAAAAUUCAAAAAAAUGUGCUGCCAAAGAUAACAUUAAAUGGAGAGAAAGCUGUUAUAGUUUGUAAUGCGAAAAACGUGCUAGAGUGUUAGAGUUUUUAGGGACAACUUUAAAUGAGGUGUAUUUGGGAUUUUUGAGGUGCCUUUUGGCCUUUUGAAUAAUCAUUACAACCCACAAUAAUUAAUCAAACCAUUAAACUUCUCAAAAAACAUACGUACAAUGUACAAAUGAGUAUCAUGUUGUUCAGCCAAAAAUGACAUUUCACAUUCUGCCAUAAAACUUCUCCUAUAAUACUAUUCCAACAGGCUAACAUUUCCACCACAGCAAUGCUUGAGAUCAACGGUUUUUCAAGAAGAUUACCAGAUUGGACUCAUGGAGAUGCACAUUGGUGAAGGGACUCUGCUUGCUGUGUGUACUGCCCAGAAGUGACGAAGGUGAAAUCAAACGCUUGUGCUAAAGAGGUGUUGCAUGUGAUACCGCAUGAGAGUAGGCAGGACGUAGUCAAUGCGAUGAUUAACUCAUCUUAUAUGUGGUCUGAAUGCACAGUCUUUCGUCUCACAAAAAAUAUGCGCCUCCAGAACAUGACUAAUCCAUCGGAUUCUUACGAUUUGAAGAUCUUUUCAGAUUGGAUUGCAAGCAUUAGUGACGGCGUUGCUGGUGAAAGUAAUGAUGGGCAUGUUUGUAUUACUAUUCCUGAAUAUCUAUUGAUACACACGGAUGGAGAUCCUAUAGCUAGGAUCGUAGAAAUCAUAUUUCCGGAAUAUGUUGAAUCUGCUGGUGAUGUGAGUUGUUUACGUGACCAUGCAAUUUUGGCUCCGACAUUGACUGUGGUUGAGGCUGUUAAUGACUAUAUGACAGCACUUAAUGUUGGUGAAGUUUCAAGGACAUAUCUUAGUUCUGACAAUGUAUCUAGGGUAGAUUCCACGACAGAUCUAAUGACGGAGCUUCACACACUUGGGUUCUUAAAUUGUAUUAAAUUGUCCAGUGUGCCGAAUCAUGUAUUAACGUUAAAGGUAGGGACCCUGGUUAUGCCUUUGCGAAAUAUUGAUCAUUCGAUGGAUUUGUGUAAUGGGGCACACCUUAUUCUAACGAGGCUUGGUGAUCAUGUUUUGGAGGGGGAGAUUUUAACCGGUGUGAAUACCGGACAAAAAGUAUUAAUUCCCAGAUUGUCCUUGACACCAUCGGAUACGAGCUUGCCUUUCAAAUUUCAUCGGCGGCAAUAUCCUAUUAUGACUUCAUAUACUAUGACUAUUAAUAAAAGUCAAGGUCAAUCUUUGUCCCGUGUUGGAUUGUUGUUGAAAAAACUCAUAUUUACCCACAGACAGUUGUAUGUUGCAGUAUCAAGGGUGACAAAUCGGCGUGGUUUGAAAAUUCUGAUUGUUGAUGAAGAUGAAGGACCUACUGACAAGACUGAAAAUGUAGUAUUCAAAGAAGUUUUCAACAAUGUUUAGGUUUACUUGAAAAGGAUAUUUACAAUGUCACGGUUUCAACGUAUUUGUGUGAUGGUUUUGAACUUUUAAGCAAUGCUUUGUAAUCUAAUUUUCAC